Molossus molossus (Pallas's mastiff bat) is the source of this 852-nucleotide messenger RNA. It is a transcript of the gene MAGEF1, whose product is annotated as MAGE family member F1. Gene Ontology annotation, cellular component: nucleus. Gene Ontology annotation, biological process: negative regulation of transcription by RNA polymerase II. The record is from RefSeq and is a predicted model, not a curated record. Lineage: Eukaryota; Metazoa; Chordata; Mammalia; Chiroptera; Molossidae.
AUGCCGGUGAGGCCCACCUCGCUGGAGGAGGCCCCGAGCCCCCACCUGCAGGAGAACCCCAAAGGCGGAUUUGGCGCCACGGGCGGGGAGGGGCUGCGGAGCCUGCCCUCACCCGGAGAGGCGCGAGGUCUUGGCAGCCAAAGCCUUGGCGGGCGCAGGGCCUGCCGCCGUCUGGAUCGGACGGUGGCGGAGGUGGUGCAGUUCCUGCAGGUGGAAGACAGGAAGAGCCCCGUCACUCGCUCCGAGUUGGGGAAAUACGCUAUCUGAGACUCAAAGGAUCUUUUCCCUGAGAUCAUCGCUAGGGCCGCAGAACAUCUGCGGUAUGUCUUUAAUUUUGAGCUUAAAUAGCUUGGCCGCAAACACCACACUUACCUGGUCAACAAACUAAAGCCUCUUGGGGAGGAGGAGGAGGAUCUGAGGGGAGAUGGCCUCAGAUUGGGUCUCUUAAUGAUCUUGGGCUUUAUCAACAUGAAAGGUAAUAGCACCAGGGAGGCACAAGUCCGGAAGAUGCUGCGUCGGGUAUGCCGAUAACAUCACUACCUCUGGGCACCCGAAGAGGCUUUUGACGAUUUUGUACAGCAGCAAUACCAAUACAGACGGGUGCCUCACACCAUUCCACCAGAUUGUGAAUUCUCUUGGGGUCCCUGAAGCAACCUGGAAACCAGCAAGCUGAAAAUCCUGGGGUUCGUGGCCAAACUCCGUAGCAAGGAACCCCAGCACUAGCCAGUGCAGUAACCUGAGGUGCUGGCAGAAGAGGUCGACAAGGCCAGAGCUGAGGCCAGUAUUCGGUUAGGGGCAGGGCCGAUGCUGGGGUUGGCAUCCGCCCCUGGUGGUCAGCAAGGGGGUGGUUAG